Molecule: messenger RNA, 1956 nt
Organism: Moesziomyces antarcticus
Lineage: Eukaryota; Fungi; Basidiomycota; Ustilaginomycetes; Ustilaginales; Ustilaginaceae
Exons: 1
Coding region: 1-1956 (651 amino acids)
Molecular function (GO): protein binding
Source: RefSeq, a predicted model, not a curated record
AUGGACCCGCACUCGACCUCUUGGUCCAGCCUCGUAGCCUUUGUCACCAAAGUUCUGGCUCAAUUGCGCCAGGCAGCCCAGGAUGCCUGGCGUUACUGUUUCGGCCACGGAGGAAGCGGCGACGGAGGAAGAAAUGGCGACACAACAAGAGAUCAACCUUGCGGAGCCAACCAAGACAUGCCAAUGGAAGGUUCAACCACGGAUACUGAGCCUUUACUUGGAACUCCACGUAUGGCUCCGCAGCACCCGCCUGACCUUGUCGACAACGACGAGUCAGACGGCAGCACCUCGGGGCCUCCGACGCCGUCUUCGAGCUCUGAUCCCAUCGAUUACCGUUACGAUACUGCCAGCUCCACCUCGGUCUCGAUUCGUCGCUGCAAUCAGUCUCUUCGUCGCGCUCACUCUUCGAGCCUAAAAGACCAUCGUAUCACCGUCACACAGACAGACGCUCCUGCAAGCACAUCAGCACACCAGGUCACACCCAGGGGGUUGGCCGACCUGCCCUUCGAGGUAAUAGGCCACAUCAUCUCGUUUAUCGACCGCCGCGACCUGGCAGCAGUCAGCAGCGUCCGCCCUUUCCGCCAUCAUCCCGACGCUUGGAAACAUGUCAGGCUCCAAGUGAACCUCGACCAUAUCGACAUUCCAACUCGCGCUCCAUGCACCACCUCGAGCGAGAUCUUGGAGCUCGUGCGCGCAUACUCGGACCGCUCACGAGACAGUCGCGCAGUUGACGCCCCUGCGAGGCUCGAAAGCGUACUCAUUGAGGUGCCCCUUUGCCCUUGUCGCGAUCACCUCAUCCCCAUCCUUGAAGAGCUGCGUCGUAGCUGUGCCACUCUCCGGCAGAUCAGUAUUUCGAUUGCAGACCAAGCCCUAUGCCUGGAAGAGCUCUACAGUCAUUGUCCGCGUUUGAGCGCUAUCGAUCUGCGCUUUCUCGACAAGCUGCCGCCCUUCUUUCAGCGAACCUGGAACUUUCCAUCCAGGCGCUUUUCUCAGCGUACCUUUGCGCUCGACAAGUUUUACGCACCCAGCUCUUUGCCAUACUGCGAUCUCAGUCCGAAUACUUUGGGACUACGAUACCUCAAGGACGGUCUUGCACCAUCUCACGACCUGCGGGGUCUCGUCGAUGGCCUGCAUCAGCUGUCACCAACACUCCAAAUGUGGGAUUGCUCAUCUCAAUCGUAUGCGAUUGACAAGCUCGUUUCGUCUAGCUUUCUGCAAGGACCGAUGGAACGCAUCACUUUCGAUCAGCUCCAGGUGGUGUGCCGUCCCCCACUGCUCAACUGGCUCUUCUAUCUUUGUCCUAGCCUGAAAGAGGCGUACCAAAUCGACUUUACAGCCUUCAGGAUUCCCAUCGCGCCCAAUUACUUCGCAUCGGGCUACAUGCUGAGCAAGUGGGAGCAGCUCCGAAGGCUCGAAUUGGAGCUGCCAGCCAGCGCUCAAGAUCAGGAAAAGCUGUUGGAGGGUAUCACCUACCUACGCCACCUCAAGGUGCUCUACCUCAAUGUGCGACGCCCUGCCACAGCUCGGGUGCCGCUCCGAUCGCUGUACCCGAUGUUGACAAAGAGCCGGAGACGGGGCGACUCGAUGCUCGUGCCUGUGCCGAGUCUCGAAACCCUCAAUAUUUCGGGCCUGGUGGAUCCGCAUGAAGUGCUCAAGUUUGUUUGGUUACGCCAUGGUACUGCCCAAGGCAAGACUUGGUACGAGAUUUGCAAUGCAUACAACCAUCGGAUCCAGCAGCUGCCGGACGGAAGGCCGAUCCUGGUGCGUAGCGAUCCUCAGUCCAUGGCAGCAAGCUUGCCUAUCCCUAUCUCAGCGAGCAUCGCCAACAUUCAGACUUUGCGCUUCCUUCAGGACGAUCAGCGCCACGCCGUGAAUGAGGCGAUUCAAGAGCUAGUCCCCACGUUCUCGCCAUCCGAGAUGCCGCGUGCCAUGUCUGGGAUUGGCUUCCAGUCUUGA